Molecule: messenger RNA, 564 nt
Organism: Dentiscutata erythropus
Lineage: Eukaryota; Fungi; Glomeromycota; Glomeromycetes; Diversisporales; Gigasporaceae
Source: the annotation of a GenBank genome assembly
AUUAUGUCUACCUCGAUUUUAAAAACCCAUUAUCGACGAGGUGCCACCAUUUUAACACCUGGACAGAUUGAAGAAAUUAGACAUCUCAAAAAUAAGGUCCCGGUGUACAUGAUAGUAAAUGAGUACCAUGUUAAUAAAGAUCGUGUUUAUGAUAUAUGGAACAAUUCUGAGUGUUCACAGCAAAAUGAAAACCACUUUUUUGAGGAGCUUAGGAAAGCACAAUCUAUCUCUUUGGAGAAUGGUUCAGAAGUUCAUACUAAACAACCUUGCGAAGUGUUUGAUGAGUCAACUCCAAAAGAAUCAUCUGAGGUUGUGGGGGACCCUCUAGGACCAUCACCUGCUGAUAUGAAUGUGCAAGAAAAGCAAAAAAAGAAAAAGAAACUGUUAAAGUCUGGAUCCAUUCGAAAUUCUAACUUACCUAAAAUUUUGGCCGGGGGUUUUUGCCAAAACUCCUUACUAGAUGUCUCAUAUGAACUAAUUACUUCGAUUAAAAAAGAUCAUAUAGAAUCAGAGGAGUCCAUGCGUGAAUCAGAAAAGCUCUUUGCUCUUAACUCACUUCGCUAA